AUGCUCUCGAAGCUGGUCGUUCUCGCCGCCGUCGGUCUCGCCCGCGCAUUGCCGAUCACGCUGGACAAAGAGGAGAAGGCAGUCGCGCCCGCUUGCGCGAGCCCUCUCGAAGCGGGCACUUGCGCGUUCGAUGGCCGGGAGGACGACUGCUGCCCUGGCUUCUACCCUCAGGGUGGACCGCUCGGCGGCUGCGAGUGUGUGAAGGAGCCCGUCGCAGACAACCUCGGAGACACCAACGCGGUCGCGAAGGCAGUCGCGCCCGCUUGCGCGAGCCCUCUCGAAGCGGGCACUUGCGCGUUCGAUGGCCGGGAGGACGACUGCUGCCCUGGCUUCUACCCUCAGGGUGGACCGCUCGGCGGCUGCGAGUGUGUGAAGGAGCCCGUCGCAGACAACCUCGGAGACACCAACGCGGUCGCGUCCGAGGCACUGCCGCCAGGCCCGUACGACUUGAAGGAGUGCCACCCGACGCAGCCGGUCGACCCGGCUAACUUUGGGCCGCCACUCGACCACAACGACCCCGACUGGGACACCGCAGCGCUUCUGCUCAGCAACGCUGUCAAGCCGCCCUUGGCCGGUGGUAUCUGCAGCUCAGCAGCUUCUCCGGCCAAGGUCUACCGCCUCCAGAAGGGGAUCACCAUGCUGCGAUCGUACGACAGCUUCUCCGCGGCCUUCACAAGACUCCACCACUGGUGGGUCCUCGACACCCACGAAUCGCAGGGGCACCUCAUUGGCCGCGAGCGCGACUACCGAGUGGAGACAGCAAUCUGCCCGUCGGGGAACUACUCAAGCCCGAUUGAUCGCCUGGUGGUGUGCACGGUGGAGGCCGGCACCCUGAUUGCAGUGGGGACCGGUCAAAGCCUCGACUGCAAGAAUGGAGAGGUUGGAAAGGGUCGCGUUGUGAUGCCCAAGACGACCGCAAACCAAUACUACAUCGACUACGCUCCUGGGAAUGGAGUCGGCACUGGCACGCCGACGAACCCGGGUCCAGACGAGAACGGCAAGAGGGUCUUCUCAGGGUGUCGCGACUACGCCAGUGCUUUCCAGUGGCAGCCCAUUCUGUUCACCGGGAACGUGCCCCUCCCUGGCGGCCUUUGA
Messenger RNA from Emiliania huxleyi CCMP1516, 1095 nucleotides. RefSeq lists its product as hypothetical. NCBI's taxonomy places the organism in Eukaryota, Haptophyta, Isochrysidales, Noelaerhabdaceae. The record is from RefSeq and is a predicted model, not a curated record. The transcript has a single exon. Bases 1 to 1095 code for a protein of 364 amino acids.